This is a messenger RNA of Helianthus annuus (common sunflower), 3382 nucleotides long. RefSeq names its product kinesin-like protein KIN-7E. The transcript is spliced from 13 exons. Lineage: Eukaryota; Viridiplantae; Streptophyta; Magnoliopsida; Asterales; Asteraceae. The record is from RefSeq and is a predicted model, not a curated record. Gene Ontology annotation, molecular function: ATP binding; microtubule binding; microtubule motor activity. Bases 476 to 3136 code for a protein of 886 amino acids. Gene Ontology annotation, biological process: microtubule-based movement.
UGAGUUACUUAGUUUUCAAGCAUAGUAGGGUCCUCUUUAGGAUCUGUGUUGUGUGGUGUUGAAAAAAUUAAAAAUUUUAGGGCUUUUUAUUUUAUACUUUAUUUUGUUUGUUUCAAGCUUGAGAAUAAAGAUUAAGCAAAGUUCUUAAUCACCCAACAAACCCAUGAUUAUGCUCUAAAAAAUCCCCUUUUUAAAGUUUGGAUCUUUGAGUCUUGUUUAAUUGUUUUUUUUUUAAUAUAUAUUAUUAUGUUUAAAAAAAAGGUUAUAAAAACUAGCUUUUUUGUGCUCUGUUUUGUGCAGAUAAAUUGUUUGUUUGAUGACAUGUGGGACUGGGUAUUGGUGCUUUAUCCCCUUUAGGCAAAGAAGCAACAACCACUCUGGUUUUAAGUUUUAACUGUUUUUUGUUGAUUUGUGGGGGCUUUUAGGGGAAAAUGGUACAUGGGUGUUUGAUUUUAGGUUGAAAUUUUGAGAAAAAAUGGGGGCAAUUGGUGGGGAAGAGUUGAUGAAUUGGGAGAAAAUGGAAGGUGUUGGAAAUGGAAGAGAGGAGAAGAUUCUUGUGUUGGUGAGGUUGAGGCCUUUGAAUGAGAAAGAAAUUGCAAGAAAUGAUGUUUCAGAUUGGGAAUGCAUCAAUGAUACUACUGUUUUGUUUAGGAAUAGUUUGCAGGAAAGAUCUAUGUUCCCUACUGCUUAUUCAUUUGACAGAGUAUUUAGUGGUGAUGCAACAACUAGGCAAGUUUACGAUGAAGGAGCUAAAGGGAUUGCACUUUCGGUUGUUAGUGGCAUAAACUCAAGCAUUUUUGCAUACGGGCAAACAAGUAGUGGGAAGACGUACACAAUGACCGGGAUAACAGAGUACACCGUGGCGGAUAUAUACGCGUAUAUGCAAAAACAUGAAGAAAGGGCGUUUGUUUUGAAAUUUUCGGCUAUUGAAAUCUAUAAUGAAGCCAUAAGAGACCUUUUAAGCACAGACAAUAUUCCACUUAGGGUUUUGGAUGAUCCGGAGAAAGGGACAAUUAUCGAGAAACUUACAGAGGAAACUCUAAGAGAUUGGGGCCAUCUUAAACAGCUUUUGUCCGUAUGCGAAGCUCAAAGAAAAGUGGGAGAGACAUCCCUCAACGAAACAAGUUCAAGAUCUCAUCAAAUUUUAAGGCUGACGAUUGAGAGUUCAGCUAAUGAGUUCAUAGGGAAGGAUAAGUCUACAAAACUUACGGCUAGUGUGAACUUUGUUGAUCUUGCUGGAAGUGAGCGUGCAGCUCAGGCAUUAUCUGUUGGGCAAAGACUGAAAGAAGGUUGCCACAUAAAUCGUAGCUUAUUGACGCUUUCCACUGUCAUUCGGAAGCUAAGCAAGGGCAAACAUGGGCACGUGAACUACCGUGACUCAAAGCUGACACGCAUAUUGCAGCCGUGUUUGGGAGGAAAUGCACGAACCGCCAUUAUUUGCACCUUGAGUCCAGCUCGAGAGCAUGUUGAGCAAUCUAAAAAUACCCUUUUAUUUGCAAGUUGUGCAAAAGAAGUAACCACAAAUGCACAAGUUAAUGUCGUGAUGUCUGAUAAGGCCUUGGUUAAGCAUUUACAAAAAGAACUGGCUCGAUUGGAAAACGAGCUAAGAACGCCCGCACCGCCAGAUUAUUCCGCACUACUCAAGAAGAAAGAUCAGCAGAUCGAGAAGUUGGAGAAAGAGGUCCGGGAUCUUAUCAAGCAACGGGAUCUUGCUGAAUCUAGGAUCCAGGAAUUGCUACAAGCUGUCAGAAAUGAUCAAGUUUCAACACAAUGGGAUGGACGACAAGGCAACACAUGUGCAGAUGAAUAUUCGUCCGAAUCAUCGAGCACUAAAUUACCCGGUACAACUCGUCACCAAGAAAACUCCAACUCUCCCUCACUGCCAAGUAGAACUUUGUUUAGAACAAGAACCGAAGAAGAAGAGUCUAACACCGUUUGCAAAGAGGUCCGUUGUGUUGAAACCGAUGAAUCCACCAACGAUCAAACCGCCAUUUCCAAUGGCGAAUCUGAAUCAGUGUCGGGCCCCACCGAAACAAGCCACUUAAGAAACCGGGUUAAUAUCGGGUCGUUGGAGCAAAAUUUCCAAGAUUUGCAAAACACCAUAAACUCUCUAGUUACACGACCAUACGGUGACGGUGACGAAGAACAAGAAGUGCAGUCACAAAUAUCGAAUCCGACGGGUCAUAAGCUCACCAAAAGCAGGAGUUGUAGAGCAAAUCUUGUAACUAGUUCUUCACCACCUGCGUUUGAGAACACACCGCCUAAUGAUUUUGAAACAAGACAUUCAGCAAGGCCUGAAGGCCGGAAGCUAUGGGAUAUUCCGCCGCAGGAGUACGGUGGUGCUGCCAGUGGAGGACUGUUGAGAAGUGAUUCACAGUCGUCCCUUGGAAGCACAAUGUUGGAAGAUGCUAAGAACAAAACCUCGGGCGAAGAAGAUAUUCCUAGCGUAGAUACUUUCGUUGCGGGAUUGAAGAAAAUGGCCAAACUUCAGUUUGACCAGGUUAAUGGUUCAGGAGCAGAGGGUGAUGGCUUGGGUAAAAGCGUAAAAAGCAUAGGAAUAGAUUCGAUGAUGGAUUCGCCGCCUGCAGAUUGGCCUCAAGAGUUUGCAAGGCAGCAGAAAUGUAUAGUUGAACUUUGGCAAGCGUGCAACGUUUCUCUGAUUCACAGGACGUAUUUUUUCUUGUUGUUUAGAGGCGAUCCAAUGGAUUCUAUUUACAUGGAGGUUGAGAUUAGGAGGCUUUCUUUUCUUAAGGAAACAUUUUCAAAGGGCAAUCCAGCUUUUCAUGAUGGCCAUACUCUCACAUCCGCAUCCAGCAUCAAAGCUCUAAGAAGGGAGAAAGCAAUGUUAAGCAGGCUGAUGAACAAACGCUUUUCAGAAGAAGAAAAGAAGAAACUUUACCAAAAAUGGGGUGUCAACCCGAACUCCAAACGAAGGAGGCUGCAGCUAAUCCAUCGCCUGUGGACCAACACGGAGGAUCCGAACCACUUGCAAGAUAGCGCUUCAGUAGUUUCAAAACUGAUUAAGUUCUCUGAACAGGGUCAGGCUCUUAAGGAGAUGUUCGGGCUUAGCUUUAGUCCUCCGAAAAUGGUCAGGAGAUCGCUGGGUUGGAAACCGAGCAUGUCAUCGCUGUUGUAAGUCAAAGGUUUUUAUAGUUGACUUCCAAGGUUCUGAUGAACAGAUUGACAAAAGUAAGGAUUUAACCAAUACGCGUUUUAGUAUGCUUAUAAGUAGUAGGUUGGAAUUGGAACUUGGAUCAUUGUUGGUUGUGGGACAAACAUGCAUUGGAAUUUACUGAUUUGGUUUUUUUUUUCCUUGUAAUACAAUUCUUGUAGUUGUCUAUGUUUAAGGGUUUUUCUUAUUAUUUGGUUUUUGGGUUUGAUC